Messenger RNA from Penicillium canescens, 1749 nucleotides. RefSeq names its product nuclear distribution protein NudE (gene nde1). Gene Ontology annotation, biological process: microtubule nucleation; mitotic centrosome separation; chromosome segregation. Gene Ontology annotation, cellular component: kinetochore; kinesin complex; centrosome. The transcript is spliced from 2 exons. The coding region runs from base 1 to 1749 and encodes 582 amino acids. Gene Ontology annotation, molecular function: microtubule binding. The record is from RefSeq and is a predicted model, not a curated record. Lineage: Eukaryota; Fungi; Ascomycota; Eurotiomycetes; Eurotiales; Aspergillaceae.
AUGCCGGCCGUCGAUGAGUCACCUUCCGAACGGAAGCAUACGAGCAGCUCUUACAGAGAUGAAUUGGCACAUUACAAGGCUCAGUAUGAGCAGCUCGAGGCGGAGCUUGCGGACUUCCAGUCCUCCAGCCGGGAGCUGGAGACCGAGAUGGAGAAGGACAUUGAGGCUUCAGAAAAGCGUGAGCGGCAACUGAAGGAGAAGGUUGAUACACUGCGAUAUGAAGUCGAUGAGUGGAAGACCAAGUACAAGCAGUCCAAAACCGAGGGCAAUACUGCCCAGAACAACCUGCAGAAAGAAAUUACUUCGCUGCGAGACGCAAACCGUACUUUGCAAUUGAAGCUGCGUGAUAUUGAAGUUGCCAACGAUGACUACGAGCGACAAGCCCGGAAUACCACUUCGUCCCUGGAGGAUAUGGAGUCCAAGUACAACAUUGGUAUUGAGCGCGGAGUUUUGCUCGAGGAAGAAAUCAGAAACGGAGAACAGGAGCGCGAACAACUGCGCAUUGACAAUCAGCGUCUCCGGGACGAGCUGUCUGAUCUCAAGAUAGAAGUUGAGAUUAUCCAAGAGAGGCUCCGGAACACCGAAGGACAUGGCUUCCGCCGCCGCAAGCCUACUCCUCUAUACCGCAGCCCGUCAACUCCUCAGACAUUAGAGAUCUUUGACCGCUCCCCUGGUACCGCUACUUCUUCCCCAGUCUUUGCUACGCCCCCCGCUAAGUCAUCCCUUGCGUCGGCGACUGCUACCCCGCCUUCACCUCCAAUCUCCGAGUCGUCUGUGAACCUUCGCAAGUCUAUCAAUGCGACACCUUCUUUCCCUCGACAGAGAGCUGCUGGGCCUGAACCGGUCAACUCUCGAACACUUCAUGCUCGGCCUCAGCCGCGCACCACUCAUUCUCGAACCCCGUCCCUCGCUUACAGCAAUGGCGCAUACAGCAAUGGCCGUUCCACUCCAUCCAUGUCUAUCUCGUCUCGCAACAGUUUAACGAGAACUAAUACCUCCCGGCCACCAGGGCUCCCCAAGUCUGGCUCGCUGUUCCAGAUCCGUGGUCUGAUUGGCAAGAUGCAGAAGCUCGAAGAGCGCGUCCAGUCCGCCAAAUCAAGACUGCCCGCGCCGUCUGACACGUCUUCCCGUGGCUCCCCUCGCUCGGGAUCUGUGGUUAGUGAAAGCCCAGUCGCCUCAUCGAUCACCGUUCGACGGAACUCCCGGAAGCGGCUGAGCGGCAGCAGCCUGGGUUCCUCCGUGCGAGACAGCGAAGGCACACCAUCAUACGUUCCACCAAGCCGUCAGUCUUUCGGACGAACCGGCGAAAGUCGCCCAAGCAGCCGAACCAGUUACUCUAGCCGCAGCUCCUUUAGCCAAAGCGUGCAUUCUGGAGUUCCACCGAAUGGCCGACCCGAAAGCCGAUCCAGUCAUACCGGUGCUAAGACACCGUUGGGCCAUUACUCGACAAAUCCAACCACGGAAAGUCGACGACCUCGUUCGUCUCUCAGCAACCACGCCGGCCAGCUCCCCAACAUCGGUAGUAUGUGCCUCAUUGACGAAGACCGUGACAUCUCCACUCCAACAACAUCCCGAACCUCCCAGGAUAUCCGCCGGCCCUCUGUCUCGGCCACUCCAACCCCAGGAGUGAAGAAGCGUACCACCAGCGGUAUCCCAGCACCCCGAAGCUUCAAGACCAGCAUCGGGCCUGGAACCAUGCCGCCUCCCAACCGGAAGACUCAAGUCAGUGACCUGGGCGAGACCUUUUGA